AUGCCGAAGAAGUCAAAUAAGAUGUGGGGCAACGGCCGCAACAACCGAGGAAACGAAGUAGAUAAGAGCUACUUCGGUCAUGAUAAUCGAGUAGGAAGACAUGAGAGGGAUGGAAGACCCCAGGGUCAAAUCAAGCACCGUGUGUCAUUUAAGACUAAUACGCCUAACAACUUGGCUCGUAAUUUGACGUUUGUUAAUUUGGGUGACGACAUUUCGAUGACUCCGAAUAACAAUUCGAGACAAGGAGGUCGGUCAGGUCCUAGACGACUUCCUCCUUUAAGAGAAUCCAAUUGGUAUAGAGUUAGUAUACCAUGUGGUCAGAAGUACGAAAGGGAUUUUAUUAUAAAUACCCUUUUGAAUUACAUUGCGCCCAAUGUAUUUGUACCCAUAGUGUACAAGACAUCUGCUACUGAUGCCAGUUUCUAUGUAGACGAUUAUAAGACGGCAGUUGCAUUGCAAAACUGUCAUUAUAAGAUCACAAUGAGUGACGGAUUUAAAUUGAAAGUGAAAGUGAAACCAGGAUUUCCAGUUUAUCAUAUUGAUGAUAAAUUGAAGGAAAGAUUAAAACAAGCAAUGGUUAAGAGAUAUGUACAAAAUACCAAUGCUUUGAAUUUGUCCAAGUUCUAUCUUGAUCCUGAUCUUUGCUCUGAUUACUUUUGUGCAUUGGUCCAUCCGGUUAUGAUGACGACUGUGUUGGACAUUGUAGCGGAACACAUACCGAACUUAAAAGCUUUGAACUUAGAAGGAAAUAAGUUGCAGAAUAUUGAGAGACUUAGUAUACUGACAAAGAAAUUCUCAAAAUUGAAAAUUUUAUAUAUUGGUGAUAAUAAGAUCAGAGACAUUCAUCAGUUAGAUGCUAUUAAGGAUUUAAAACUGGAGGAAUUGAAGUUAACUGGAAAUCCUGUCUGUAAUAAGUAUAAAUAUCGACAAAAUGAGUAUGUUAGGUUAAAUGGACAUUAUUUAGAAAAUCGAAAUUUACUUAGAGUAAAUGACACGAUUAGAAGACAGAAAUUUUUGAAACAGGGUAGAUUACCUGUAGUUUCUUUUAUAUCAGAAAUGCCGCGUACAAGGCAUUUACUGAAUACUUUUACUAUGGACUCUCUUAUUACACGAACAAUGAUGUCCAUUACAAUAACGGGUUACUUCCAACAACUCAAUAUCAAGGAAGAGCCCAUCCACUAUUUCAACCGCACCUUCAGAAUUGUUCCGGAAGGUGAAGGAUAUUGCAUACGAAAUGAGCAGUUGCAUAUUAGUCAACCAUCUGAGGUGCAGUUAAAUGAAUUGCACCAGCAACUGAAUCAGUUAAAUGCUCAGCAAACUCAAUCAGAAAUGGAGACUCAAUCAGAAAUGGAGACUCAAUCAGAAAUGGAGACUCAAUCAGAAAUGGAGCUGAAGAAGCAAAUGGCAUUAACGUUGAGUCAACCGACAAAUAUGAAUUUGGAAUGGAGCUUGAAAUGUUUACGAGAAACGCAGUGGAUAUACGACAACGCAUUUGCUGCCUUCCAAGAGUUUUUCAAACUUGGACAGAUACCAUCAGAAGCGUUUGCAAAGUAA
Molecule: messenger RNA, 1554 nt
Organism: Cyphomyrmex costatus
Lineage: Eukaryota; Metazoa; Arthropoda; Insecta; Hymenoptera; Formicidae
Product: nuclear RNA export factor 1
Exons: 10
Coding region: 1-1554 (517 amino acids)
Biological process (GO): poly(A)+ mRNA export from nucleus
Cellular component (GO): nucleus; cytoplasm
Molecular function (GO): protein binding; RNA binding
Source: RefSeq, a predicted model, not a curated record